This is a messenger RNA of Miniopterus natalensis, 2933 nucleotides long. Lineage: Eukaryota; Metazoa; Chordata; Mammalia; Chiroptera; Miniopteridae. The record is from RefSeq and is a predicted model, not a curated record.
GGGCGCGGGCCCCCGCCCGGCGCGCAGCGGCACCAUGGGCACCGUGCUGUCCCUGUCCCCCAGCUACCGCAAGGCCACGCUGUUCGAGGAUGGCGCGGCCACGGUGGGCCACUACACGGCCGUGCAGAACAGCAAGAACGCCAAGGACAAGAGCCUGAAGCGGCACUCCAUCAUCUCCGUGCUGCCCUGGAAGAGGAUCGUGGCCGUGUCGGCCAAGAAGAAGAACUCCAAGAAGGUGCAGCCCAACGGCGGCUACCAGAGCAACAUCACGCACCUCAACAAUGAGAACCUGAAGAAGUCGCUGUCGUGCGCCAACCUGUCCACGUUCGCCCAGCCCCCGCCGGCCCAGCCGCCCGCGCCCCCCGCCAGCCAGCUCUCGGGCUCGCAGACCGGGGUCUCCUCCUCCGUCAAGAAGGCCCCGCACCCCGCCGCGCCCUCGGCGGGGACGCCCAAGCGGGUCAUCGUCCAGGCGUCCACCAGCGAGCUGCUGCGCUGCCUGGGCGAGUUCCUGUGCCGCCGGUGCUACCGCCUGAAGCACCUGUCGCCCACGGACCCCGUGCUCUGGCUGCGCAGCGUGGACCGCUCGCUGCUGCUGCAGGGCUGGCAGGACCAGGGCUUCAUCACGCCGGCCAACGUGGUCUUCCUCUACAUGCUCUGCAGGGACGUGAUCUCCUCCGAGGUGGGCUCCGACCACGAGCUGCAGGCCGUGCUGCUGACCUGCCUGUACCUCUCCUACUCCUACAUGGGCAACGAGAUCUCCUACCCGCUGAAGCCCUUCCUGGUGGAGAGCUGCAAGGAGGCCUUUUGGGACCGCUGCCUCUCCGUCAUCAACCUCAUGAGCUCCAAGAUGCUGCAGAUCAACGCCGACCCGCACUACUUCACGCAGGUGUUCUCCGACCUGAAGAGCGAGAGCGGCCAGGAAGACAAGAAGCGGCUCCUGCUGGGGCUGGAUCGGUGAGCCCUGCGGCCCGCAGCCCGGCCCGAGGAUUCAUUUUUUUAAACAAAUGUGUUGUGAAACAAAUCAGAUUUUAUGUACAGUAUGUGUCUAGCCAAGCCACCAAGGGCCUCUCCGGGCCCACCUUCUCUCCUGGGGGCUCUCUUCAGCCCUGCCAAGAACUCUGGACGCUUGAACUGAACCUUGUGCAAAACCCAGAAGAUGUAUUCAGAGCCCCCGGGGCCCCCGACCGUCUGCUUUGGGGAAUUCAGAGGACCCGCUUGCCUCUGUCGCCUGUGCCCUUGCUGGACGGGGCAGGUGAGGCUGGCUGUUGCGCCCUGCCCGGGAGCUGGAGCGGGGCCUCUGGCCAGUUGACCCAGGGAGGAGUUGGCGCUGCUGGUUGGGGGUGUGUGGGGGGCUUUUCUGGCUCCCGUUUUGGGUUGUCCAUUCUCCCAGAGGCUCCUGCAGCAGCCACCCCGACGGAGCCGCACGUGGGGUUGUGAGGCGCGAUGCCGUUUCGGUCGAGCAGAAGCCAGCCUGGGACAGAGGUUGUGUCCUGUUGUUUGGCCUCGCACAACCCUGGUUUUCUCUUUUUUCUUUUUUAGGGAGCAGGGCUUUCCUUUAGUGGAGGCGCAGAACUUGCCCCUCGGUCCCCUUGUCCUCUGCUCCCAGCCGGGUUGGCACUGUUGGUUAAUGAGCUGGUUUGACUCGUUAAGUUCUUUUAUUUUGGGUCCCAGCUAAAGGGGUGGGGUGAAGCUGGGGACAGCUCCUUUCCCGGGUGAGUGUUUCAUUUGGAUAAUGCAGCUUAGUCGCCCUGUGGUGGCGGCCAGGACAGCUGCAGGUGCCCAGUAUCAACAGCCUGCCUCCUGGGCAGGUGGGGGUGCCGUGCCUGAGACCGAGCAGGCCUCCUCUUGCGGGUGCACAUGGUAUUUUUUUUCUGCAGAGCUGGAGGGUGGGGUGUGGUAAGGAUGUACCCCCCACCUCCACCCCUACCCCUUUUAAUUUAAAGCUGUUUCCAAACAGUUCAGUUUGUUCAGAAGACAAAGCCUUGCCCCACAAGGCCCAGGGAGACAGCUGGAUCGUGGAGACAAUUACGAGCCGCGAGUAGGACUCCUCUGAUGGCUUUGGAAGCCUGCUGAUUCUACAACUGAUCACUUGCAGCUGCUGGUUCCACUUUAGUGGCUGUAAAAACACAUGAUGUGUACUUAAUCCAUUUUCUUUCUGAUUCUCCCAGAUUGGUGGCUUGGGACUUGGGAGAUGACCGAGAGAAGGGACCGAGUCUUGCUCCAUGGCCCAUCACUCCGGCUUUGGGGAACAAAGACCAGUGUGAAGGCUACGGAAAAUUCUCUCUUCCCAGCCCCCCCAGGGAGUGCUGGAGUAGGGGGGCUGGGGUGGGGGGAGAGGCAGAGGGUCAUUUUACAUAGGAUUAGGUCCCAGGUGGCUGCCGAUUUCAGCACAAGCACUACUGAAAUUCACGUUAAAAAGAACAAGCUGUGAAGUUGCCGUGCGGGUUUAAGAGGCCUGGGGCAGAGCCCGCCUAUGAGGAAGAGGCCUGCCCGUGUGUGCGGGAGAGCAUUUGCCCCAGCUGCGCCUCGAAGCCCACGCCGAGCCAUUCCCGGGGCUGCCUGGCCGUCGGAGGCAGAGCUGGGGGGACCUGCGGCUGGCUGCUGGCACAGACUUCGCCCCAGCGCCUCUUCUCUGCGGGAGUUGCCGCGAGGCCUGUGUGUCCAGAUCCUGCUGCCACGUGUGACCUGAGCCACAGAAUUCUGAACGACCUAUCUGACUUCAGCAGCCAGCUCCUGCAUUUACCGAAGCUGUUUACUGCGGUGACGGAGUAGUUUUCCUACAGCACCUAAUCUUCACUCAACCGCGAAAGGAUAUUCUGACAAACUGAAUAUGCCUGUGGUUAAAAAGUUAAACUAUUUUGGGGAAAACCUGAUCCCUUCUUUACGUAUAAAUAUGCUAAUCGAUUCACAUGGUCAUGGCAGGUAAUUAUUUU